AUGAAAGCUACUGGUAUAUGCCCUGUCAGAACAGAUAGAAUAUAUGCUGAAAUAAACUGUUUAUCUGGUCUCGUUUAUUCACCAUAUGAUUUGUUUAAAGAAGUAGGAUAUGAAAGAAAUUAAGAAGGAAAUAAUAGAUCUGUUUGCAUAACUUACUUACUAAUGUAAAAGGAGGUUCUAAAGAAUUUGUUAAUGUAUUUUGUUGAUAGAGGAUACAGCAUUGCUUAAUAUUAUGAAGAUAAUAAGUACUUUGAUUUUAAUUUACCUCCUCCUAAUAAAACUAUGUUCAAAUUAGUUUGUACUGAUUUUAUGCCAAGUAUCUAUAAGAGUCCUUAAGGAUACAUUUUCUAAUGUAGUUGUCCUGUUUUUGAGAAAUCUUCAAUAGUCUAGAUAUAUAAUUUAAUAAGAAUAAUUUAAAUAAAAAUUAAUUUAUUCUUAAUAAUAAAAAACAUCAAGUUUUUAUAUUCAUAAUUAUAAUGA
Tetrahymena thermophila SB210 is the source of this 480-nucleotide messenger RNA. RefSeq names its product MAC/perforin domain protein, putative. Lineage: Eukaryota; Ciliophora; Oligohymenophorea; Hymenostomatida; Tetrahymenidae. The record is from RefSeq and is a predicted model, not a curated record. The transcript has a single exon.